Aaosphaeria arxii CBS 175.79 is the source of this 399-nucleotide messenger RNA. RefSeq names its product lytic polysaccharide monooxygenase. The annotation marks the transcript as partial. The record is from RefSeq and is a predicted model, not a curated record. Lineage: Eukaryota; Fungi; Ascomycota; Dothideomycetes; Pleosporales. The transcript has a single exon.
CACCUCAUCCAACCACACUCACCGCGCACAGAUGUCUUCAGCCGCCUAAUCGUCAACAACACCCUCUCCACCGACUUCCAAUACAUCCGCGACAUCCUCGGCGUCAGCGGCACCACCCUCUGGUCGAAAUCCUACCCCAUCUACUCCCCCUCCGACCCCGAUCUCAUCUGCGGGCGCUCCACCUUCCCCCUCCGCAAUCCCGGCAUACAAACCGCUGUGAUCCGCGCCGGCGACGAUGUGAGUUUCAUGCUCUCGACCCCCGAGAUAAAAGGCGAGCCCCAGGGCUACAUCUUCCACAACGGGCCGGGACAGGUCUUCUUGUCGAGGCUUCCGGACGGGGUGAGGGAGCUGGGUGAGUACGAUGGCGCAGGGGAUUGGUUCAAGAUUGCGUAUCAGGGG